GUUCAGUGAGCGAUGAAAUAUUUAACUCAAACACGAUUAAUCUGAACAAUGGAGAUGUGAAAAACGUAACAGAAUUUAACCAGCAAAAAUAGUGCGUGUAAGAGAGAGAUUUACAGAAAAAACAUCAUCCAGAGGAUCUCUCUCUUUCACCCACCUUUCGCCGAUCAGAUCGGACCACUAUUCUUCUAUUUUCCUCAAAAAUUCAAAUUUUUGAUUCUUGACCGUUUGAUUCGUGGAACAAAAUUUCAUUCGCUUUCAUUUCUAGCAUAAUUUAUAUACACAUAUAGAUACAGAUCGAUACUUUACAUUUGAAUAUAUAUCUUGAAAUUGAUAUUUGUUGCUCUGAUUAUUUGCGGGGAAUUCUUUAUUAAGGGCUAAGAAUUUUGCUGUGAGGAGAGUUUCGAAUGGCAUCGGCGCAGGUGUUGAAAAAGCAAGAACAUUUGGAAGCUGGCAGAAAAAAGCUCGAGGAGUUUCGCAGAAAGAAAGCAGCAGAGAAGGCUAAGAAAAUUACAAGCGCGAGUCAACAUGAUGUUUCUAAUGGUGUCUUAAAUGAGAAGCAACCUUCGGAAACAGAAUUUUUCCGGCCUACAGAUUUUAGUGGAGCCGGUAUUUCUGAUGCAGCUGGUGCAGGUGGUUUGGGAUCGUUGGCAAUCGUUGCAAAGAAUGAGACCAAGGAAUCUGAUAUCGUCCAGAAAAGCGGGUUUAGUUCUUCUAAUGAUACACUUGCCAAUUCUUCUUUUUUGGCGAACAAUGAUGUCAACUUGCCCAUUCUAGCACAGUCUAAUUUACAUGGUACAGAGUUUAAGGGUGAUACUUCUCACCACUCUACUUAUUAUGAGGUAGACAAACAGUCAAAUACCAGUGAAGGUCAUAAGAAGGCUCUUUCACUUGGUAAUUCUGGUACAUCUGUUGUUUUAGAAACAGAUCUUUUUCCUGAAAAUUCAAUCAGUACUUUCCUGCAAGACAAGUUGGGUUAUGAUGACCGUGUGGCUAGCAACACGACAUCAUCAUCUUACCAAGAUGUUAGAAACUCUACCUUUGGAGUUGGGCAAAAGUUUCCCUUCAUGGGAGAAAACAAGUUUAGCGACCCUGUUGCUAUCGGGGGUAGCACAAACAAUGUAUCUACAUGGCCCAAAAGCAAUGGAUAUGCUGGUUUUAGUUCUGAUGCCCAGAUCUCAUCUAAUCAUGCACUACCAUCUCCACCUGCGACUGGGAGGAGAUCCCGUCCAUCUUUCCUUGAUUCCAUCAACAUCUCAAGAGGUCCUUCAGCAUCCCCUCCCCUCAUUGUAGAGGCAAAAACUGACUCAUUUAGUUCAAAGGUUUAUCCUGUGGGCUCUUUAGGAUCAUCUGUUCCUCAGGACACUGCUAAUUCUUUCGUUGCUUCUAGUAAUGGGGUUGACCUGUUCAAUCAUGUCAUGGAAAAUAGCAUGGAGAACAAACAUGAUCUAUAUUCACGGAAACAGAAUGAAGACUUCGCUGCUUUGGAACAGCACAUUGAAGAUUUAACACAAGAUAAAUUUUCCUUGCAACGAGCUCUGGAAGCUUCACGAACUUUAGCAGAGUCCUUGGCUGCUGAAAAUUCGACUCUGACGGAUAGCUAUAAUCAGCAGGGAAGCAUUGUCAACCAGCUAAAGUUUGACCUGGAAAAUUUACAGGCAGAAAUCAAAGCUCAACUGACGGAACUUGAAGCUGUGAAAAUCGAAUACACUAAUGCCCAGCUCGAAUGUAAUGCGGCUGAUGAACGCGCAAAGCUGUUGGCUUCUGAAGUUAUUGGUUUGGAAGAGAAGGUAAUUAAUAAUCUAAUUAUAUUUAGUAGAGCUGAGUUGCAACUUACACCCAGAAAGCAGACCUUGUAUGUUUCUUUUUUUUUUUUUUUUUUUUUAACUCAACUUUUCCUCUCCUUUGGGCUUCUUUCCUUUCCCAACAUCAUCACCUUGGGAAUGGGAUACAUUUCAAUUGCUACUAACAGGAGGAAAAUGUCUAGUCUUGAGAAAGAUCGCCAAGAUCUGCAGUCAACCAUUGAUGCUUUACAAGAAGAGAAGAAGCUCUUACAGUCCAAAUUAAGGAAAGUUUCUGCAAGUGGGAAAUCAGUGGAUUUUAAAAAGAGUCCAUCUAAUACAAAAGAUGUAUCAACUUCCACUGAGGAUCUGGCUGACGAGAGAGACGCUGAUACUACCUUAAAGGCCUUAAACUUGGACAAUUUUUGCUCGGCUUCACUUGGAGAUGAUGCUUCCAGUUCUCAAUUUCUGCAUGAAAAUGGAUCAUUUAACAUCGAAGAUCUAUCUUCAAGUAUUCCUUCUGACCAGUUGAGAAUGAUUCAGAACAUCAACACGCUAAUUGCUGAGUUGGCGUUGGAGAAAGAUCAGGUGACACAAGCUUUUUUGGCAGAGUCAUCUCAAAGCUCUAAGCUUAUGGAAUUGAACAAGGAAUUGACCCGAAAGCUUGAAGCUCAAACACAGAGAUUAGAGCUAUUGACAGCUCAAACUAUGGCAAAUGAUAAUAUCCCAGCAAGACAGAUAGAUCCUCGCAUUGUGCAGGACGAAACUCCAUUUGCGGAUGAAGGAGAUGAGGUGGUGGAGAGGGUAUUGGGAUGGAUCAUGAAGCUCUUUCCUGGAGGACCGUCAAGACGGAGAACCAGCAAGCUGCUUUGAUUUUACAGUCGAGGGUGUCCUGAACAAAGCUUCUAAGAAUAUUUUCCCUUGUACUUCCUACCCUGUUUUCUGGUGGCAAAAUGGAGGCUGCAGUCUGUAUAUUUGAGUGACCCUUAUUGUUCCAGAAGGAAAAAAAGGUUGUCUUCACAGGAGGCCUUAUCCCUCGAAUACGAUGUGAUCGAUAACUGUUGCAGAUUUUGCAAUAAAAAUAGUCCUGCAUCAAACAUUUUGAAGCCUGUUAAAUGUUGGGGACAUUGGUUAUCUAGGAGAGUUGAAAAUUUGGAGAAACUAGAGAUGCAAUGUGUUUGUGAUGGAUUAUAAUAGUAAUGGUGUGGAGAUGGGGUGGGGUGGGGGUUAGGGUUUUUAGCUUUAAGUUACAUUUUUUUUGUAUGUGAAAAAUAUGGGUGUAUUGACCCAAAGUAUGAAAAGAGUAAUAUUUGCUUUGAAAGGUUUAUUUGUUUCUGUAGUAUGUGUAAUUGUAAUUUCUCUAAAGCUACAUAAAUUGUAGGAUUUGUCUGCUAUCUUAAGAUUUAUGAUAAUUAUAGAUA
This is a messenger RNA of Olea europaea var. sylvestris, 3199 nucleotides long. Its product is annotated as protein BLISTER-like. Gene Ontology annotation, biological process: regulation of growth. NCBI's taxonomy places the organism in Eukaryota, Viridiplantae, Streptophyta, Magnoliopsida, Lamiales, Oleaceae. The record is from RefSeq and is a predicted model, not a curated record. Bases 405 to 2651 code for a protein of 748 amino acids. The transcript has 12 exons.